Messenger RNA from Oreochromis niloticus (Nile tilapia), 4475 nucleotides. It is a transcript of the gene fadd, whose product is annotated as Fas (tnfrsf6)-associated via death domain. The coding region runs from base 271 to 837 and encodes 188 amino acids. Gene Ontology annotation, molecular function: death receptor binding; caspase binding. Lineage: Eukaryota; Metazoa; Chordata; Actinopteri; Cichliformes; Cichlidae. Gene Ontology annotation, cellular component: CD95 death-inducing signaling complex. The record is from RefSeq and is a predicted model, not a curated record. Gene Ontology annotation, biological process: positive regulation of innate immune response; extrinsic apoptotic signaling pathway; regulation of apoptotic process. The transcript has 2 exons.
GGACCACCUCCCGUGUGCCCUCGGAUCUAGCAUAUCCGUUACACUGCUCAGCAGACGCUUUUGUGAGCAGGCUUACCCCAAACCUUUCCCAUCCCCGCAAACACUUCCCUCCAUGAAUGCCGAUAGUGUUGUACGUGUGCUGUGUUUCCAUUGGUUAUUGGUAAACGGAAGUUUAACAACAGACACGCCGGAUAGACGUAACUCACCGAAAUGAAAGUAAAAGGCAACCGCUAAGAGGCUCUCCUGUGUUUGUGCUCGGUCCGUGUCAACAUGAGCUCUUUACGGUUUAACAGCGUUUUGUUAGAGAUUUCUAACGCCAUGUCUGCUGAUCAGCUGAAUGAAAUAAAGUUCCUGGUUCAACAAGAGAUCGGGAAAAGAAAUCUGGAAAAAAUCGGCAGCGGUCGGGAACUCUUUCAGCUUUUCAGGGAAAGAGGCAAACUGGCAGAAGAUAACACGGCCUUUCUUUCAGAGCUUCUCAAAGAAAUUAAGCGACAAGAUCUCUCGGACAAGAUAGACAACUUCAAUAUUCAGCCCGAACCUGACGAUGGCCUGAGUGAGGAGGAGAAAGCAAAACUGAAAAUUGCCACAGAGGUAAUUGCAGAAAAUCUUGGAAAGAGUUGGCGAAAACUAGGCCGCAAAUUAGGUUUGAGUGAAACCAAGCUGGAGUCCAUCUCUAAGAAGCAUCCAACAGAUCUAGAGGAGACAGCAGUGGAGCUGCUCAAGGAGUGGGGGAAGAGUCAAGGAGCUGAAGCCCAAACAAAGAUGCUGAUAGAUGCUUUGAGAGCUUGCCAGUUGAAUAUGACUGCUGAUAAAGUAGAGGAAAGACUAGCAACCUAGAAUACACUCUUAAAUUGGAAAUUGUUGUUCAAGAAAACGGCAAACAAAAAGGUUAAAAGUAUGCAGAAAAGUCAUGAAAGUAAUUCAAGUGAUUGAUUUGAACUCCUGAAUUGUAUCUCUAUGUCCUGUUAUCUUUAUUAUUAGUAGAAUGUUGCUGUUUGGGUCUCCUGCUUUGUGAAAGCAAUGUUGCUCUCAGUGUUUCAAGGUGACAAAAUUGCUAGUGAUAGUUGUUAAUAUGACUCAUAUAUAAAAGUGUUCAACUUCUGUAUGCAAUCCAACAACUGAAAGUCAUAUGAAUAUGUUGCCAGAGCUGUUGGUAAAUAUUUUUAUUGAGGUACAGGAUCUUCUCAUCAAAUGUUCCAAAAUUAUGAAAGAUAUUUUUUAUGUCACACUAUUCAUCCAAGAUUUUGCUCUUGAUUCAGAAUUUAGAUGAAAAGGCAGGAAAUAAUUAGGAAAAGAAGCUUAUUCUGGAAAGUAAAAUGAGAUUUGUGUUGCUCUUUUUUUAUUCUUUUUAUUCUUUGUCAACAGACAGCAUUAUAUUUUAAUGCUUUUGGUUGUAUAACCCAAAAUGUACCCCAUAUCCAACUCUUUUUCCUCGUAGGGUUUGAUGUCAUCAAACAUCAAACAAUUUCAUGCUUAAAACCACAUAACCUUUGAUUGGAUGGUUCACCCUGAUCUCCUUUCUAUGUGGCUCUCUGUGUAGCUACAGAUGGUGCUGGCAUAUGAACAUGAACUGUUGUUAGUUUGAGGCCCUUUUGAGGAAAUUCAGGACAAACCUGCUGAGCGGCAGUUCAAAAAAUUCUUGCAUGAGACUUAAGCUUUUUUUAAAUUUCAGCUUAAUAUUGGGAUAUAUUUCUUACACAGAAUGAAAACCCAGGUUCACCCCCAAAAACUAGAGCUGAAAGUAUAAGAGGAAGGGAUUUCCAUGCAAGAAAGGAGCUUUAAAGACCUCCAGAGUUUGUCUUUUCAGACACAGUUUGUGAUUUUAAAGUUAGCUGACUUUGAUUGCAAUACAGCAUCACUUUGUGUGUGUUUUGCAUAUUGUCUUUGGUUCAGUAUACUUACAGCACUGGUAGAGUCUGUUCAACCUAUCGAUAUCAUUUUUGCUCAUCUGAGUGGCCCCACCCAACAUUACAUUGCUAUUAGGAAUGGGCACCAUAGUGGGUUGGUUGUUCUUGGAGAAGGCAUACCUGAAAACAAAUGAAGUUAAUUUUGAUUAAUUUCAUUUUUCUGGUGAUUUAGCUCCUCAGUACAUCAUGUUCUAAUCUUUGAAAGCAUAUUUGCACUGGUUUUACUAAACACUCUUGUAUAGGAAGGUAUGCACAGACAAGUUAUGAUUGUGUAGAGGCUCUGCUCUGCUAGCAGUAUGCUGUAGGGACAGUUGAUGGUUUCUUCAUGUGAAAAUAAUAGGAACACCCAAAUUCCAAACUUCACACACAGUUUCCAUGGACUUAUGUGUAAAAAAGUAUUAAAGUAACAUAUGUAAAUAAAAGUAUGAAUUUAUUCUUACCUCUCAUAUUGCAUGAGAGAGUUGUAGUCAUAAGGAGUUCCCUGGUUUAGAGUAUCAAUCUUAUAGAAAUUGUACUCCAUGUCUGUGAGAAUAAGGAGAUAUGUGUGCAUGAGGUGUGGGAACUAAAAUAUCUAACAAAUGCACAUUUUUAUAUUAUGUAUAAUCAUUUUAAUACAGCAUCCAUUGAACCUCACCCCAUUUAGGGUUAUUAUCAUGAACUAAUUUUAAGCUAAAAACUAUAACUAGGUCUUUAAAAGUAAACCAAAUGAAUGAAAAAUGAACUACACUAACAAUAAAAACUAACUAAAGAUAUAAGGCAAUAAAAACAUGAUUGAAAGGGCCGCAACCACUUUGGAAAUAACUAAAAUGCUCUAAGCGGUGAAUGGAUCAGUACCUAUGUAGCACUUGUCUGCUUUAACUGCUCAAAGUGCCUUUUACUAUGAGCCUCAUUAGCCCAUUUACACACACAUUCAUAAACAGGUUUAUUCUAAAGUUGUAUUAAUCUUUGUUGACAGAUUAUGCUAUCAUCUUUAGUUUUUUAAUUUUAUUUACUGAACUUUAGCUCGGUGCAAUAAAAGAAAAAAAUCUCUCUCAACCUCAGUCACACUAUUUCUUUCUCUAGAACUGCUUUGCCCUUCGAAUUAAUUUAACACAAAAUCCAAAUUAGCACAGAAAAUGGUGAUGGUGACUGACCAUCAAGGAUGUUCUCCCAGUACACCCUGAUGUAGUUGUCCCUGUCAGAACGGGUCUGUUCGUGAUUGAAGCCUAGGGCAUGGAGUAAUUCAUGCUGGACAGUGCUGUGGUAAAGACAGCCCUGACGGCUUAGAGACACAGUUUGACCACCACCCUAGCGACCUACGUAGGAGUAGCAGCUGUUAAAACAGAAAAGUCCCGCAAUAUUUAGAAAUCACAAAAGCCUUUUGCACAUGUACAUCUGUAAGGCAAAUGUUUCUUUAUACGCCUCGUAGGACAACAAUAAUGUAUUUCAACAUAUGAUGAAUUAUGUUGAAUCCAUACUGUAGCUCAGGUGACUGUGGGAGCCAGGCCAUCUGACGCAGCACUCCAUCACUCUCCUUCUUGGUCAAAUAGCCCUUACACAGCCUGGAGGUGUGUUUGGGGUCAUUUAUGCUGUUGAAAAAUAAAUGAUGGUCCAACUAAAUGCAAACCAGAUGGGAUGGCAUGUCGCUGCAGGAUGCUGUGGUAGCCAUGCUGGUUCAGUGUGCCUUCAAUAUUGAAUAAAUUCCCAAUAGUGUCACCAGCAAAGCACCCCGACACCAUCACACCCCCUCCAUCCUUCACAGUGGGAACCAUGCAUGUAGAAACCAUCCAUUCACCUUUUCUGUGUUGCACAAAAGCAAGGCUGGUGGAAUCAAAGAACUCAAAUUUGGACUCAUCAGACCAAAGCACAGAUUUCUACUGGUCUAAUGUCCAUUUCUUAUGUUUCUUGGCCCAAACAAAUCUCUUCUGCUUGUUGCUUUUCCUUAGUCGUGGUUUCUUAGAAGCUAUUUGACCAUAACAGCCUGAUUCGUGCCGUCUCCUCUGAACAGUUGAAGUAGAGAUGUGUCUGCUACUGAAACUCUAUGUGGCAUUUUUCUGGGCUCUAAUCUGAGGGGCUGUUAACUUGUGAUUUCUGAGGCUGGUGACUCAGAUGAAUUUAUCCUCAGCAGCAGAGGUGACUCUUGGACUUCCUUUCCUGGGACGGUCUUCUUGUGAACCAGUUUUAUCGUAGCGUUUGAUGGUUUUUGCAACUGCACUUGGGGACACAUUCAAUCUUUUUAGGAAUUUUCCAGACCGACUGAACUUAAACUUAAAGUGAUGAUGGACUGUGGUUUCUCUUUACUUAGCUGAUUGGUUCUUGCCAUAAUAUGAAUUCUUACAGUUGUCAGCUGACAGAACUGUCAGCUGUGUACCAACCUGACUUCUUCACAACACAACUGAUGAUCCCAACCCCAUUAAGAAGGCAAGAACUUCCACAAAUAAACCCUAACGAGGCACACCUGUGAAGUGAAAACUGUUUCAGGUUUUCUUUGCUACAUAAUUUCAUACAUCUUGCUUCAUAUAUUUGAUGUCUUCAGUGUGUAUCUACAAUGCAGAAUGUAGUAAAAAUAAAGAAAAAAUUAAAUGAGAA